Molecule: messenger RNA, 2118 nt
Organism: Sitophilus oryzae (rice weevil)
Lineage: Eukaryota; Metazoa; Arthropoda; Insecta; Coleoptera; Curculionidae
Product: G-protein coupled receptor Mth2-like
Exons: 7
Coding region: 114-1979 (621 amino acids)
Biological process (GO): cell surface receptor signaling pathway; G protein-coupled receptor signaling pathway
Cellular component (GO): membrane
Molecular function (GO): G protein-coupled receptor activity
Source: RefSeq, a predicted model, not a curated record
AUUUGAAAUAAAACAGCAAAGCUUAAGAAAGCUCAGUCUAUUUGUCGUUAAAGUUUAAACAGAACACCGUAUACAAUUUUGUGUUUGUUUUUAGACCUUGAAUUAGAUUCGCGAUGCACUUGUUAGUUGUUAUUUCUAUUAUUUCUGUCAUUUUUUCGCAAAUUUUUGCAGCAAAUAUCAUUGAAAAGUGUUGUGAAAAUGGAUAUGAAGUGUUUGGUUCAAAAUGCGUCGAAAAAAACACUAAAAGAGUGUAUGUUUCGGGGUUUUAUAACUCUUCUAAACUCGAUGGAGAGUGCAUAGAUUCAACAAGUGAAGAUUUUUAUAUUUUUGACGCAAAAAACAACAAAUUCACCAACAAAACACAAAUAUACUCCAAUUUUACUAAGUGUUGUCCUGUUGGAUACAUCUACAAUACAAAAACACGAUCUUGUAUACCCUCAAAAGAAGCUAAAGAAGAUUUUUUCACGAAUUCUUUGAUACAAGUGGGUUUAAAAAGCUGCGUCGUUAUUUUUGACAAAAAAUUCGAAAAAUUAGAGGAUUUAAUGGUUGAAAAAAGUACCAAAGAUGGAGAGUACUGUGUGGAUCAGAGUGUUGGUGAUGGAUAUGUAAUGAGGGAGUGCCAGAAUGAUCUGGAGGUGUGUAUAACGAAGAGGUGUUUCAAGAAAUGUUGUCCGGAAGGACAGAGUUAUGUUGGAGGUGGUACUUGUAAGGAUACUUAUGUUUUUGGGAUGGUGACUGAGAAUCAGUCGUAUUCACCUUACAUUGAUGAUAUUAAAGAUGACUACGAAGUUAUUUAUGGUACAGGAUGUCCAAAGGUACGUCUAAACUUUAACAACACCAUCCAAUAUAGAAUAGACCAAAACGGUACCUUCAUCUACUACCACAACUACAGCGAAAGUUUCGUUCAGGAGCCCGUCUUUAAUUUUUACAGCUACUGCCUCGAGCAUGCCGAAAAAGGUAGCAUUUACGGGUACUACCUAUUCACUUGUUACAAUUUUAAAGAAAUUGAUGUUAAGUUCACCCACACCCUUUGGGCUAAGAUCAUGUCGUGUAUUUUUCUGGUUUUUACCAUUGUGAUUUAUUUCCUGGUCGGUGAGACCAAGAAUACCUUUGGGAAGAUACUGAUAAAUUAUUGCGUCAAUGUGAUUUUGCUGAUGGUCACAUUGAUGGUGUCUCAGAUUGAUGUGUUGCCUACUAGACUGGAGUGCAAAUUAAGAGGUUAUUUUAUAAUCAUAUUCACGCUGGCUUCAUUUGCCUGGUUCAAUAUUAUGUCCUUAAACAUUUGGUGGACAUUUAGUACACCAAAAAGAAUGAUCGGAAGUGACCAGAAAAGAAAGGAAUUGAAGAAAUUUCUUUUGUACUUUCUCUAUGGUUGGGGCAUGCCCAUCUCUCUAGCACUGCUAAUCUUAUUACUUGAAAAUACUGCUUUCUUACCAAAAGUUAUCCAACCUUAUGUGGGCAUAUUUUUCUGCAGUUUGGAAAACCGUAACUAUGCACCAAUUGUGUUUUUUCUAUUGCCUCAACUCAUUUUUCAAGUUGUCAAUACAACCUUGUUUGUAAAAACUAUAAUCUACUGCAUCAAAGUUAAAAAUGACAUUAACAGAUUAAACGACUUGUCAAAAGAUAAUGGAAAUGGAAAGUUUUCAGUAGCCAAAGAAAGGCUAGGGCUUAUCAUUAAGCUGGGCAUUGUUAUGGGUGUGAUAUGGAUCUUUGAGGUAGCCACUGCAUUUUUUACUAAAAUGCAUUCUUACAACGCAUUUACUAAAUACCUGGAAGUGGUUUUGGAUAAUUUGAUAUGCUUACAAGGUACAUUUAUUUUCCUCAUCUUCAUAUGCAAAAGAAAAACAUUCAACAAAUUGAAGAAGAGAUUGAGCUUCAGUGGACAGAGUGCCAGCCAUUCUUCAUGCACCACUCAGUCUACUAGCUUCUGUCCAAUGAACAAAAAGCAGAAUACAAGGACAAACUUAGACGAAGCUUAAGAACUUAUUCACAAUGUUUGAAAUUUUAUUAUAAAAAUCUAUACCUACUAACUUUUUAAACAUUCUUUGUAUUGUGAUAGAAACAAUAUCAAUGUUGUAAUAUUUUGAGAGAUUUUGAAUAAAUAUUGUGUGUUAUGUA